UUUACUGGCUCGGCUUCGGCAUAUUCCACUCUGGGAUCGAAGUACACGGCAUGGAAUAUGGAUUUGGAGCCCACGAGUAUCCGGCCAGCGGAGUGUUUGAGGUGGAACCAAAAAGUUGCCCCGGAUAUGUAUUUCGACGCUCUGUGUGUCUAGGAACAAUCGACAUGUCCCCUUCGGAGUUUCGCCUUUUUAUAGAAAACCUUGCGGGACAAUAUCAUGGCGACACAUACCACUUAAUUGCCAAGAACUGCAACCAUUUCACCAAUGAUGUUUGUAUGCGUUUGACUGGAAAGUCCAUUCCAGGAUGGGUGAAUCGGCUUGCCAGAUUAGGUUCAUUUUGCAAUUGUCUUUUACCGGAGAGUAUUCAGGUGACAGCAGUUAGACAUUUACCAUCUCAUGCUGCAUUUUCUGAAGAUGAAUUGGAGUCGAUUGUUUCGUCCACAAUUGAUGAAAGCGAUGAGGAAGACUCUGAUCAUCACCUCCUAUCAACUCCGACUGUCGAUCUUGCACUCUUGAGAGACAAACCGAUUGUAAGGCUUGCUAAAGAUGCUCUUUAAACUUGUUUGGUGAUACUUUUAGAUAUAUAUAUGUAUUAGAGUAUCGAACCACGAGUUACUGCCUGUUUUUUGUGACCCUUUUGUAUCCUAACAUCAAUAUAUAGUUUGUUAAUCAUCGGUUUAACUUGGAUUCCUUUGCCAUACUUUUUAAGUAAGAGUGAAAAUGCGCUUACGAUGGCUUGUAUCAGUUCUUCGUGGGAUCUUGUUCCUGCUACGAUUGAUGAAAAUGAUGAAAUGAAUCCUAAAGUUA
Messenger RNA from Ananas comosus (pineapple), 807 nucleotides. RefSeq names its product deSI-like protein At4g17486. The record is from RefSeq and is a predicted model, not a curated record. Gene Ontology annotation, biological process: protein deubiquitination. Gene Ontology annotation, molecular function: deubiquitinase activity. Lineage: Eukaryota; Viridiplantae; Streptophyta; Magnoliopsida; Poales; Bromeliaceae.